AUAGGGUUGAAGAGGGAGUGUGCUUGUGUCAGAGUAAAGAAUCACGAGCAAAAUUAACGUCGGACUUCAAAACAUUUUCACUGAUUGAUAAAGAGAGUUCCAACUCUUUUCUUUUUUUCCAACUUGACCUACAGACUUUAGCAACAUGGCGACGAAAUCUGCGUACAGGCGAUUGACUAAAGAGUACAUGGAGAUUCAGAAAAAUCCACCGCCUUUUAUCAUCGCCAAACCGGUGGAAAGUAACAUUCUAGAGUGGCAUUAUGUGAUUCGCGGACCGCCAGAAACACCUUUUGAAGGAGGAGAAUACUACGGACGACUUACGUUCCCGUCUGAGUAUCCUUUCAAACCUCCAGCCAUUCGAAUGACAACGCCCUCGGGACGAUUCCAGCCAGACACACGGCUUUGUUUGACCAUGAGCGACUUUCAUCCCAGUCUUUGGAAUCCGAGCUGGUCUGUGCCGACAAUAUUGAAUGGACUCUUGAGUUUUAUGGUAAACAGGAGGGACAAACGCUUUUUAUAUAACAAACAUAUCUGGAUGGUUCCUAUUGAUACACCGCAUAUGGGAGAGGGAGAGAGGCAGUUACUAAUGUUUGCUUUUUUUUUUUAAAAAAAAAUAGACGACCGAUGAAACAACUACUG
Zychaea mexicana is the source of this 639-nucleotide messenger RNA. RefSeq names its product ubiquitin-conjugating enzyme/RWD-like protein. The transcript has 3 exons. NCBI's taxonomy places the organism in Eukaryota, Fungi, Mucoromycota, Mucoromycetes, Mucorales, Lichtheimiaceae. The coding region runs from base 146 to 607 and encodes 153 amino acids. The record is from RefSeq and is a predicted model, not a curated record.